Messenger RNA from Triplophysa dalaica, 6308 nucleotides. RefSeq lists its product as uncharacterized. Bases 4099 to 4890 code for a protein of 263 amino acids. The record is from RefSeq and is a predicted model, not a curated record. The transcript has 10 exons. Lineage: Eukaryota; Metazoa; Chordata; Actinopteri; Cypriniformes; Nemacheilidae.
CACAGUUAGUGACGGGAAUGUACUGGUGUUCGUCUGAAUCUGUACUAGGAUAGAACUUACGUCAUGGAAUAUCCCCGUGUUACCGCGUUGUGUGCUUUGUCUAUUGAUUGGCGGUGUGGAAAGUAAUGAAAUCUUUUUGAUAAUAUUUAUGGCAGAUGAUUUGGUUUACUGUAGUGCGGACCUAUUCCAUUUUCAUGUAAUGUUAUGCAUUUUUUAGAAGCUUUUAUCCACAUCAAAUUUUGAUUAUGUAUUUGGUUUAAGCGUCUUUAAUAAGUAUCUGUGUUCCCUGAAAGAGGAAAGAGGUAAAAUGGGUUUCGGUCCGUUCAAGGUACACGGUGUGGCCAUGGCUUCCAAAUAUGUUGGCAAAUCUUCUAGAGCGAAAAACUAGAAGUAGAAAAAGGCAACGUUGAUAAUCGCAGUUAAUCCACAGUCAGAAGAGGAUUGAACAACACAUCGCUCUUUAUUCUGUGAGCUGAACCGAGAAAUGACUCCUCCCACAAGCUGAUAUUCCACCGGAUGCUGAUGCCAAACUUGCUAUGAAAGAACUUCAUGCAGCCAUCAGUAAACAACAGACUGCUCACCCGGAGGCUGCAUUUAUUGUUGCGGGAGAUUUUAUUCACUCUAACUUAAAGACAGUGCUCCCUAAAUUUCAUCAGCAUGUUUCCUGCCAUACAAGAGGAAACAAAACUUUGGAUCAUGUCUAAUACAAACAUGGCUGAAGUUUACACCGCGACCCCCCUCCCCCACCUGGGUUAAUCUGAUCACCUUUCUUUGUUCCUCACCUCUGAUUAAUCGUGUGAAGCCAUCAGUGAAGACCAUCUGUGAAGAGAGGUGUGGCCUGCGGGGGCAGAGUUAACACUCCAGGAGAGGUUUCUACACACAGACUGGAGUAUGUUUGCUUCUCAGGCCACCAGUGGCUCUCAUACGGACAUAGACAGCUAUACCUCCUCUGUAUUGGACUACAUCAAUACCACCAUUGAUAGUGUCACAACUCACAAGCAGAUCACCACACACCUCAAUCAGAAGCCAUGGAUGAACAAGGCCAUGUGUUAGGGAAUCCAGGCCAUUAGUGAUUACAAACCCAACCACACAUGUAUAUCACAGACUCUCAAUAUACAUUGCAUUUUGUUCGUUGGGUUUUUGUUUGUUUGCUUUUUGAGUGAUUCUGCUUCGCGCAGGUUUAAAUGCAGUUUUAUUUUUCAAUUUUUUCCAACGUUGGUAAUCUUCAAUAUUAUAUCAACAGAAUAUAAUAUUAGUGUGUUAUAUUUAAUUAUAAUUAUAAGCUUGAUGUGAAAUUGUGACUAAAUAAAAAUGUAACAUUUGUCUUUAUGAACUUAAUUUAAAUAAACAAAUAUUUGUUUUUUAUGAGCUCAAAUAUGAAAUUAUUGAAAAACGGCCAUUCCUAGUUUCCAUGCGCAGUGUCACAUGCACAUCCAGAAACAAAUCAACCUAUUUUCGCAUGUAGAUUCAUGCAAUGAUAUGAAUUUGCUCAUAUGCAAUUAAUAGAGUGCACAUCUGAGAGCAGGACACGUUGUAUGUUGCUACAUAUGUUAAUUACUAAAUACAUCAUUUUCUAUAUGAUUAUAUAACCAAUCACACAGAUUCGUUUUAACAAUGCUACUAUGCUUUAUUUAAACUUGGAAACCUUUUUAUUCAGGCGAGGAAGCUGGCGUUUUGCAUAGCAUUUGUGCACCCUCAUGCCAUAUGCCACCAGUAAUCGAUUAAUUGAUCGUAAAUUUAAAUGAAGAUAUAUUAUGGGAAUUUGUCUAAAUAGACAUCCCUACUCCUGACUCAACCUAGCACUCUGGAAAUAAAUUCUGAAUAGUCUGCAAAGAUAAUUUUGGGAUUUCAGUAACAUUGAGAUACUUGUUCUGUCACUAUAAUCUGUCACUCUACACACUAAUCUAACUCGCAUACAGAUACAAGAUCAGAUUCUGUGGAUGUUUGGACCUCAAGAGUCUCGUAUAGCUGACAAUCAUCGACUAAAACCAAACACAUAUGGUUCAGCUGGAAUGAAGUUGGACAGUCAGACUGGAUCUCUCACCAUCACAAACAUCAGAUUCAAGGACUCGGGACUUUAUAAACUAGAGAUCAUCAACAGCAAGGAAACGGCAGUAAGGAGAUUCAAUGUGACCGUCUAUGAGCGUUUGCCCGUUCCCAUCACAAACGAACCUCAACUACCCAACACCACUCUUCUCUGUCAGACGUGUUCAGAUGCGACUGCCAGCAACCGUUCACAUGUCUUUGCCAUCAUAGCAGCAGUGGUGGUGGUGGUGUUGGUGGUUUUAAUCACGAGUGUUAUAGCAGUCAAACACUGUUGGACCACUAGACACCCAGACAGAGAUAGACCCAACAGGGAUGAAGUUUCUGUACCACUAGCAGUUGCCAAUGGAGUCCAGCACCCUCCAUGCUAGGAUGAAGGCAUGUGUCUUUCAAGCAGAUCAAGAUGCUGACUGCUUCUCUAGUUAUUACUGUUUUUUACAAAUGUUAGUGUUUCACAUCUGUCACCUGAAAUGGCACUUAACACUUUGGCACUUUUUGAUGUUACUGAGAUUGACAAACAAUAUUUCUUAAAAAGUCUUCAUGCCCAAGUGGAGUAUGUCAAGAAACAAUGGCCCCCCGUUUUAUCAUAUUUUGAGAAAGUAAAAUAGGCCAAAAUACAUCAGCACAUCUUUUUAAUACUUGCAUAUUUUUUAUCUUUUUAACUUUAGAUAAUGUAUUAUUAGGGAUAAAAAUAAUAAUUAUGUGAGAAGAAAUACCUCAACUUCAUACGUGAAGAAAAGUUUACCUCACUACGCUGAUCAAAACAAAAAGCUCAAGAUGUUUGUCCCUGAUUGUGCUAAUUUGUAUUUUCUGGAAAAUGUUACGUUAUGUGUAUUAUUUUCUUUCUCAAUUUUUUUGUAUUUAUAAUAGCAGUAUGUGUUUAAUGUAUCCGUAUGUCUUGUGUUUGCAUGUUUUGUUAUGUAAAGGCCGUUUGGCUUACCCGAACUUUUGGGCCCCGGGACAAAAAAAUCUAAUUGGGCCCCCUCUGCACAGCUGUUGUUACUAAAUCUCUAGGACCUAACUGUCCAAUCAAAAGCUUUACAUUACUCUCAUUAAAGGCUUGCUACUGUCUUGCUUCUUUUAGUUCAAUACUAGCACAAUAUUUACUGCUGUUGAUUUUUUUUACAUGCAUGCAAGUCUAUUAUGCAGUUCACUGUUUGAUGCAAUAUUAAAAGAGACCAUAAAAAAUAUUUUACAUUCUCAAUGUAUUUUUAUUGUAAAAUUUGACAAAAUGUAAGAUUCUCUUCACAAAAUUAUUAUUAAUCAUUAUUUUAACUAUUAAUGAAAGAUUAAAAAAAAGAAAAACCAACAAACUUAAAUAUUUACUUUUCAAUCAAAAUAAAUGAACCCUCCUCUCCAAAUAAUGGAAAAAGCUGAUUUUUUACUAAGCUGCACAUAUAUGCCAACAAGAAAAUAAAGUGGACAUGUAAAAUUGAAUUUCCACACCAGGGUUAUUAUAGUGCUAAACGUUUCCCUGCGCUGACUAAAUGGUGAUUAAAUGCAGGCUAACACUAGUCUGAUUUAACGUAACUAGGUAAAACUUUGGUUACUGUCGUUCUGGUACUGACUUUGCCUAACACCGUCACUGAUCAAGGAGGACCAAACCAUUUCAUGCAGAUACAGGGGGGUGAUCGGUCAAUAUGGAUGUUUACUUUUAGGUCAAUGGGGAUUUUUAACUUUUGCUGCCAAAAACAAAGAGAUGAUUUAUUUUAUUAUUUAAAAAAAAUAUAUACUGAAUGAUGAUGGUUUGAUAACUUUAUAUUCGUUUUUAUCUAUUUUUGGGGCUCCUAUAAGUCAUGGGCCCUUGGAAUUGUCCUAACGUUUCCUCUAUACGGUGGCCCUCCCCUAGUGUAUAUCACGCUGCCAUGGCCAAUCACAGUGCCGUUGCCGCUUCAGUCUCCACCCAGGCUUCGACUUCAUAUUGUAGUGUCACGGAGGAUUUUAAGCGUUUCCAACAGAAACACGCCCACUCAGAGAAUCUGGGGAAAGACGUUUUUUCAUACAAAAAAUCUGCCAAGAUACGUGGAGUUGCAGUCACUCUUACAUUUUCGAGAUAUGAUGAUGUCACUAUUACCACUAUGUGUCAUGCUCUUACAAAUCAUUAUACAAGGUGUGUUUGCUGCUGAUACAGAUGAAGUGAAGACGAUCACAGUGAUGGAGGGAGAUUCAGUCACUCUACACACCAAUCUUACUCAAAUACAGAGAGACGAUCACAUACUGUGGAGGUUAAAAAAUAACAAUGGUGUCACUCUUUUAGCUGAAGUAUAUAAGCGUUACAAUGUAAACCGUAUAUACGAUGAUAUUGAUAGUGGAAGAUUAAGAGACAGACUGAACCUGGACAAUCAGACUGGAUCUCUCACCAUCACAAACAUCAGUACCGCAUACUCUACACUCUAUACACUUGAGAUGAUCAACAGCGAUGGAACCUUAUACUCAAAGUUCAGUGUAAUUGUCUCACGUCUGCCUGUUCCUUUCAUCAGCAGAAACGCUUCAAACUGUUCUUCACCAUCAAAAAGAUCUUCAGUCUCAAAAUGUGGGCCUGUAAUUGGUGAAGACCACACAGCAGUGAUCGUCAUCGUAGCAGCGUUUGCGGUCAUGGUUCUAGUAGCAGUAGCUGUCAUAGCUGUUAUUGCCUUUAAGCGCCAUAAACAAGCAGGACAGGACGUUCAAGAAAAGGAGAUGAAACUUAUGAACAACAAUGAUAUGUCACGUGAUGGCGAUGAGGUUUCUGUGCUACUAGCAGCUUCAAAUGGAGUUUCACAUGAGAGCAAUGUUCCUGUAUCUUCACUGGUAGAACAAUGCGCUGGCAACCUUAAGGGCCUAGAAGACACGCGUGCUGAAACAUGACAUGUAUAGGCAAAAUACACUUUAAGCCUAAACACCAGUGCUGUCCAUAAUCUUUGGGAUUGAGACAUUUUUCUGUGAAGCACAAUUUUUUUAGCUAUACAUAAUGUCCCUGAAUUCACCCACCAGAUCUAUAAGUGGACCAGUUGGAUCACAGCUUUGGUGAAAUUGAAACACUGAAACUUUUUUUAAGUGUAAUGAGAGAUUGUUAUCAUUUGCUGCUUUAAAACUAUUUUUCAAACUGAUGACAAAUAAUCAAAUACCUGAGAAAACAGGGAGGGUGUCAGGGGAGGUAAAGAAUCCAUACUAGAGAACAAUACAAGGUCAAAACACAGAAUAAAACCAGAAUUCACUAAUACCUCUAAGAAAUGUCCAGUUUGGCAAAACAUGAUCAACAAAGAGGAAGAGAGAUAAGUUUAUAAAAAGCUGAGGGGAGAUGAAUGAGGUGUAGCAACAAUUAGCCUUGAACAGAAUUGUGGGAAAUGUAGUCCACAGCAGGAGUUAAUACUCCGGGUAAGAGAUCUGCUGGUGAUCGAGGGAUGUCUCAGGCACAGUAUUUAUAAAAGAGCUCAGGGUUUUAAAGCAAUUUUAUGAACUUUUGUUAUUUUUAUAAAUAUUUUUAUUGUAUUUUACAAAAUGUUUUUAUCGUUAAUGUGAUUUAAUAAUGGUCUUGAACACGUGUGCUUAUGAUGGUGACUCUUCUAACUUAUUCAUGGAAUGCUCAAAUGUAGGCUACAGGAUGACUCGUUAUCAUUGUAGUCUCUAGGGUCAGUGAUUGACACAAUACUGCCAUCUAGUGCCUAUGAAUCUUAUUAAAAAAGAGGUGCGAAAACCCAAGAAAAUUAUAAUAAAGCAUUUUCAGUUUUUUUUAAGACAUACAAAAAUAUUUGUAAUAUACAACUUUGUGGUCUAUUCUAAGGACAGAAAAUGAUCUUGGUAUGUAAAAUGAACCAGUGUUUCUUUCUCCGCUAAGUUUACUACAAACAAUCACGCAUGCUCAAUGUGCCACAUGCAUCUUUUUACAUUAUAGUUUAUUAGGUGCUGUUAUAUAUGCAUCUUAAAAUACGGACAAUUGGCAAACAAAAGCUACAAGCAGAACGUUAAAAAAGUAAAGGCAGAGGCAUUACAGUAUUGUAGAAAAAAAGCAUUGUUGCAUUCCAUGAAAAGUAGGUAGUAGUAACAAAACUAAGUGGUAACCUUGACUUCCCCAUUCGAUAGCCAUUUUAUAUUUCGUUUUAAAUGUGCCUUUAAAUGACAUCAUGUUUGUAUGUUAUGAUAUUGCAAAACAUAUUUUUUUGUAAGUUUCCAGUAAUGGCGACAUUUGCGCUUAAUCAACCAUUUUUACUGAUAACAUGUUGAUAAAAAUCAUAAUAUUGUAAAUAACCCAGCAUCAGUAACAUUAAUAAAGGAUAUGAAUAAGA